AUGGCGCAACCUUCUUUUGUGACCACCGAAAAGACCUUCAGCGCCUACACUCAAGACCAAGGCAAGGCAUACUCUCAGAUUCGCCCUGACUACCACCCUUCUGUCUAUCAAUUCAUUAUCGAUCACCACAUCUCCACAAAUGGUCAGCUCGACACUGUGAUCGAUGUUGGGUGUGGACCUGGCAAUGUUGCCCGCGCGUUAGCUCUGCAUUUUGCGCAUGCUAUCGGCCUUGACCCGUCCGACGGCAUGCUGGCAACAGCCCAUGCGCUAGGAGGGAGCACAUCUACUUCGGAGCCCAUUCGUUAUGAGAUCUCCACGGCCGAAGAUCUUGGGACAAACCUAUCCCAGCCUGUGCAGGAUUCCAGCGUCGAUCUGAUUGCGGCCGGAAAUGCGGCACACUGGUUUGACAUGCCGCAUUUCUGGUCAACCGCCGCCCGUGUACUGAAGCCAGGUGGCAGCGUGGCUUUGUGGACCAGUGGCUCCUCAAGGAUUCAUCCCUCCGUACCUAACGCCAUCGCUAUUCAAGCCGAGAUGGACCGAAUUGAGGAGGAGGAACUGAGGCCAUAUUUCGAGCCAGGCAACUUGCUAACCCGCGGCGGCUAUGCUGACCUUCCACUGCCUUGGACCCUCGACCAGCCCGUCUCCGAAUUUGACAAAGAUGCCUUCUGCCGCGAAGAAUGGGACAUUGAUCAGCGUUUCUAUUCCAUCGAGCCUGAGGUGGACUUGGAUACCUUUGAGAAAGUUGUUGCGACCGGGAGCCCAGUGACACGCUGGCGCCAGGAUCACCCUGAAGCUGUUGGCACUGAACGUGAUGUCCUGAAGAUAUAUCGUCGAGCGAUCGAGAGGCUUCUCCAGGAGGCUGGCGUGGAAAAGGGCAAAGAGCGUUUGAAGGGAACUUCGCGUGGAGUUAUUCUAAUCGUGAAGAAGAAGCUGUAA
This is a messenger RNA of Penicillium macrosclerotiorum, 936 nucleotides long. Its product is annotated as class I SAM-dependent methyltransferase. The transcript has a single exon. Gene Ontology annotation, molecular function: S-adenosylmethionine-dependent methyltransferase activity. The record is from RefSeq and is a predicted model, not a curated record. Lineage: Eukaryota; Fungi; Ascomycota; Eurotiomycetes; Eurotiales; Aspergillaceae. Bases 1 to 936 code for a protein of 311 amino acids.